ACCUCUCUCUGUCCUGCACGGUAGUUAUAAGAGACCUCUCCUCCUCCUCUUCUCCUCUCUUCUCUCCGCUCCACCCACUCCUGCUCUGCCUCUGCUCCUGUAUUGUUCGAUCUGUGUGCUGCGCGGCCUUGGGGGGGAUUUGAAACGGAGGAGGAGAAGAUCUGCGGGAAAUUGAGGGGUGGGAGGGAGGCGGCGGGGAGCGGCGGCGGCGAGGGAUGGAUGGGCAUGGAGGGGGAGGAGGCGGCGGCGGCGGCGGUGGUGGUGGGGGGAAGCUGACGCGGACGCCCUCGUCGCUGCUGCGCUCGCCGACGGUGCGGAACUGCGCGUCGUUCCAGGCGGUCGUGGUCGAGGACCCGGAGCCGGACGACAAGAAGGAGCAGGCGCAGGCCAAGGCCCCGCCGCACCUGCACCCGCACCUCCUCCUCCGCGUCGCCGCCGGCCCGGCCCACCCUCUCCUCCUCCUCGUGCUCCCACUCGCCGUCCUCCUGGUGCUUCUCCUGCUCCGCGACGACCACCACCUCGUCCUCCUCGCGGCCGCCGCCACCGCCGCGCUCGCUGCCGCGGCUGGGGCCGCGCGGCUCCUCCGCGGGCGCCUGCGGCUGCGCCGCUCCCCGGGGUCCGGGUCGGUGCAGUGGUUCAUUGGCGACGAGGAAGACAAGCCGCACAAGCGGGACAAGGGGAAGGGCGGCGCUCACGGCCGCGUCGUGCGUGAGGGCGUCGAGUUCUACAGCAAUGGGGACUGCUACGAGGGGGAGUUCCACAAGGGCCGCUGCAACGGCAGUGGCGUCUACAACUUCUUCGGCAAGGGCAAGUACGAAGGGGACUGGGUCGACGGCAAGUACGACGGCUACGGCAUCGAGAGCUGGGCGCGCGGCAGCCGGUACCGCGGCCAGUACCGCCAGGGCCUCCGCCAUGGCCACGGCGUUUACCGCUUCUACAGCGGUGACUGCUACGCCGGCGAGUGGGCCGGCGGCCAGAGCCACGGCAUCGGCGCGCAGACCUGCUCCGACGGAAGCUCCUACAUUGGAGAGUUCAAGUGCGGUGUCAAACACGGGCUCGGCAGCUACCAUUUCAGAAACGGUGAUCGGUAUGCUGGGGAGUACUUUGGGGACAAGAUCCAUGGUUUUGGUGUCUACAGCUUUGCCAAUGGCCACUGCUACGAAGGCUCCUGGCACGAAGGCAAGAAGCAAGGAUUUGGGAUGUACACAUUUCGGAACGGCGACAAGCGAUCGGGGGAUUGGGAUUCCGGGACUCUGAAGAGCCCCCUUAACCCGACCGAUCCUUCUGUUCAGCGUGCCGUGCAGGCGGCGCAACAAGCUGCGGAGAACGCGUUUCGCCUGCCGAGAGUAGACGAGCAGGUUCACAAGGCGGUCAUGGCUGCUAAUAGGGCAGCCACGGCUGCUCGGGUAGCGGCGAUCAAGGCAGUCCAGAACAGGAUGGAUGGGAAAUUCUGCGAUACCUAUGUGUGAGUGAGUGAGUGUGUGUGUUGGAGAAACCAUGGCUUUCCUUCCUUCUAACUGUACAUUAGGGUAGCGAAGGACAAAUAACUAAUCGGCGAGGUUCAGUUCAGUUCAGACGACCGGAGCGAGCACAACCGCUCGCACCGAGUCAGAGAGGUCAGCAACGAAUGGGAGCCGCCGGGAGAGCGGAGCUGACAUUUUUGUUUCGCAAAACAGCUCAGAAUCUGCAAUAUCGCAAUCGCGAUUGGCGGUCCCCUUUUUCCCCUUCCCCCUUUCUUGCAAGCUGUAAAUUGUACAUAGAUCCAGGUGUAUCAAUGCAAGAGCGAGCCUUUUUUUUUUUCC
Messenger RNA from Oryza brachyantha (malo sina), 1802 nucleotides. RefSeq names its product junctophilin-1-like. The record is from RefSeq and is a predicted model, not a curated record. The transcript is spliced from 3 exons. The coding region runs from base 216 to 1469 and encodes 417 amino acids. Lineage: Eukaryota; Viridiplantae; Streptophyta; Magnoliopsida; Poales; Poaceae.